AUGUCCAGCCAAGAUUACUACGGUGGUGGUGGUGGUGGCUAUCCACCAUCCCAGAACCAAUACCCUCCUCAAAACUAUAACCCUCAACAGCAACAGUAUCCGGGUCAGAGUCCUCCUCCAAAUCAGUAUCAGCCUCAAGGCUGGAGCCAUGACAACAAUCAAUACGGCGGGCAGCAGUACGGUGGACCACCGCCGUCACAUACGCCGAACUCCUACGGAUCACCGCCUCCGGGUCAGUACUCGCCUUAUCCGCCGCAACAACAACCUUACGGUGCACCCCCACCACAAGGGAGCCAUUCUCCUUACCCCGGCAGCCCGCCUGCUUACGACAAUCGCUCCGGCUCGGCGCAGGGCCAAGCCUACCCACCGCAGGGUUACUCGAAUCAAUAUCCUCCUCAGCAACAACAUCAACAACACCAACAACCGCCGUACCAACAGCAGCAACAGCAUCAGCAGCACCAACAGUACCCUCCCGGACAACAGGGUGGCGACUACCAGCACGACCCCAAUACUGGUGAUAGGGGACUAGGGUCAUUAGUAGGAGGCGUACUUGGGGGUAAGCAUGGGGGCGGCGCCCCACUAGCAGCCAUAGGCGCAGCAGCAGCCGCGCAUUACCUCGGUGGUUCUUCUCACGGAGGCAGCCACGGAGGCCACGGAGGUGGAUAUGGAGGAGGCCAUGGCGGAGGACACGGGGGCAUGGGUAUGGCUUCAGCAUUCGCUCCCGCUGCAGCAUUUGCUGGCGCCUAUGGCGGUAGCAAGAUACAUAAGAAGGACAAGAAACAUAAAAAAGAUAAGAAGCAUAAGGGUCAUAGCCGAAGCAGCAGCUCGAGCAGUGGAAGUAGCCGGAGCAGUUAG
Messenger RNA from Daldinia childiae, 855 nucleotides. RefSeq lists its product as uncharacterized. NCBI's taxonomy places the organism in Eukaryota, Fungi, Ascomycota, Sordariomycetes, Xylariales, Hypoxylaceae. The record is from RefSeq and is a predicted model, not a curated record. Bases 1 to 855 code for a protein of 284 amino acids. The transcript has a single exon.